AUGGUAGCCAUAUUUUUAUGGCUCCUAGCUCUCAAAUCUCUCGCAACGUUUGUAUCUGCAGUGGGCGAUGCUCAGACAAUAUUCUCCAACCCGGGCAAUAUCUGUUCUUCCGGGGAGGUUCUGUUCGCCUGCAACUGCCCCGGACCUAAUGGAGGACUCAAUAUCUAUAUAGAUGAGAACGGUAUGGGACGCUGCUGUGGGAACGGCGGCGAGGUAUUCUUCUUGAGUGAGUCAGCCCGUGACAUUCGAGGUGUUUGUUGUGCCGCUGGAGAAAGCUAUCAGGAUGGAGAAUGCCGAACUCGUAUGCCCUCCACGCCACGUAUUCCGGGAACGCCACCUGGUACAGGCGAGCCGCAGGGGCCAUCUGAAUCACUCCGUUCGGGACAACCUCCCUUCACUGAUCAGCCAUCUACUACGCGUCAAUACGAACAAACGUCUUCCCCUGGUCAACCGCCCGCCCCAAGCCAAUCGCCAACCUCGGGCGAGCCAUUCAUUCUGGGCCAAUCGUCUACUACACUUCCCAGAGAACAACCUUAUGUGCCGGGGCAGCCUCCUAUCCCUGGAGUACCUGGUCAGCCACCUAUCCCUGGACAGGCAUUCGUUCCCGGACAACCAUAUAUGCCCCCUGGUGCGACACCGCCUGCAUCCUAUGCUCCUUGCGACGAGGGCAGCGAUUCCUACGUAUCCAGAAAAACCGGGAAAUCUCGAUGCUGCCGUGCUGUCAAUAACCUAUUCUUAUUUGAUCUCACCACGCGCGAGGGUACUUGCUGCCCUACGGGAAGUUCUUACAAGUCUCUCGACGGCGAAGGAGGGUGUUGUCCCGACGACUACGACUACUAUGGCCAAGGGUGGUGUAUAUACACCGAGACAGGCACACAGACGCCAGAGGUCCCGCCCGUCGAACCGCACCCUCUCCUGGUGUGUCCGGAGGGUGCACAUGUCAUGUACUUAGAUAAGUCUAGGGAUGAGAUGUAUUGUUGCCCUGAUGAACGCAAUGCCAAGAUCUUCAACUGGCAGACUCUCGAGGGUGUCUGUUGUCCUGAGAACCAAGCCUACUGUCCGAAAGACGCCCUUGGACGAGGAGGCCGCUGCUGCCCCAUCUCCCCGUGCGAUUCAGAGUCCUGA
This is a messenger RNA of Stereum hirsutum FP-91666 SS1, 1125 nucleotides long. RefSeq lists its product as uncharacterized. The record is from RefSeq and is a predicted model, not a curated record. Bases 1 to 1125 code for a protein of 374 amino acids. NCBI's taxonomy places the organism in Eukaryota, Fungi, Basidiomycota, Agaricomycetes, Russulales, Stereaceae. The transcript has 7 exons.